Messenger RNA from Ochotona princeps (American pika), 782 nucleotides. RefSeq names its product general transcription factor IIA subunit 2 (gene GTF2A2). Lineage: Eukaryota; Metazoa; Chordata; Mammalia; Lagomorpha; Ochotonidae. The coding region runs from base 242 to 571 and encodes 109 amino acids. The record is from RefSeq and is a predicted model, not a curated record. Gene Ontology annotation, molecular function: TBP-class protein binding; RNA polymerase II general transcription initiation factor activity. Gene Ontology annotation, cellular component: transcription factor TFIIA complex. Gene Ontology annotation, biological process: RNA polymerase II preinitiation complex assembly; transcription initiation at RNA polymerase II promoter. The transcript is spliced from 5 exons.
CGGGAGCACUUCCGGGUCGUGCGCCCAGCGCUGCGGUUUGGCGGCGGCGGACGCGGAGGUGGCGGCGAGGCCGGAGUGUGCAGGCCGCUGUGGGGCCGCGGCCGGGAGCGCCUUCGCUGCGGUGGUGAGCGAGCGGGCGAGCGGGCCCCGGGGACCCCGCCGGGAGGAGGGGCCGCGGCGGUCGGCGGCCAGGACAUCAAUGCAAGCCUGAAAAAGAAGAACAGUUUCCUCCUCCUGAGCCAUGGCGUAUCAAUUAUACAGAAAUACCACUUUGGGAAACAGUCUUCAGGAGAGCCUAGAUGAGCUCAUACAGUCUCAACAGAUCACCCCCCAACUUGCCCUUCAAGUUCUACUUCAGUUUGAUAAGGCUAUAAACUCAGCAUUGGCUCAGAGGGUCAGGAACAGAGUCAAUUUCAGGGGCUCUCUAAAUACAUACAGAUUCUGCGAUAAUGUGUGGACUUUUGUAUUGAAUGAUGUUGAAUUCAGAGAGAUGACAGAACUUAUUAAAGUGGAUAAAGUGAAAAUUGUAGCCUGUGAUGGUAAAAAUACUGGCUCCAAUACUACAGAAUGAAUGGAAAAAACGGCUUUUUUAUGCUGUCUUCUGUUAUUACUCAUCACUUUUUGAAGAGCAGAGACUUUAUUUAUUCUAGCAUUGCAGAAAUGACUACACUGUGCUAUAUCAAAGCCACACAGCAUGAAGAAAAGGUAGCUUUUUUUCAAUGACAAAUCAAACGUUAUUGCCUUCCUAAGAACUUUCUUUAAUAAACUCAUUUUAAACUUCA